Messenger RNA from Colletotrichum spaethianum, 1587 nucleotides. RefSeq names its product putative threonine-rich GPI-anchored glycoprotein. Gene Ontology annotation, molecular function: threonine-tRNA ligase activity; ATP binding. The record is from RefSeq and is a predicted model, not a curated record. The transcript has a single exon. NCBI's taxonomy places the organism in Eukaryota, Fungi, Ascomycota, Sordariomycetes, Glomerellales, Glomerellaceae. Gene Ontology annotation, cellular component: cytoplasm. The coding region runs from base 1 to 1587 and encodes 528 amino acids. Gene Ontology annotation, biological process: threonyl-tRNA aminoacylation.
AUGCUUCCCGCACGGGCUGUCCGAACAGCUUCACGCGCGCUACCGAGCCUCCGAGGCCCAUCUUUGAGGCCGCAAUACCUUCCGAGACAAUGGUACUCCGACAAGAAACCGGCCGCCGCGCCGGCCACGCCUUCCACCGUCGAAGAUGACCUGCCCGACCACCGGAAGCUGGGCAUUCAGCAGGAGCUCUUCACCACCUCCGUCUACAGCCCCGGCUCGCCGAUAUUCCUUCCGAACGGCACGCGGGUCUUCAACCGCCUGGUGGACUUCCUGCGGCGGCAGUAUGUCCACUACGGCUUCGACGAGGUCAUCACGCCAAACAUCUACAAAAAGUCGCUGUGGGAGGUGUCGGGCCACCUGCAAAACUAUGCCGACGAUAUGUACACCGUCACCAGUCGCGCGCGCGCGCCCGAGGAGAAAGCAGCAAGCUGCUGCGGUGCUGAUGGCAGGGACCCGCCGCGCGAGGGCAGCGGCGAGGCGGCCCGGACGGCUGAGGGCGAGGACGACGACUACGGCCUCAAGCCCAUGAACUGCCCGGGUCACUGCCUCAUCUUCGCAUCCAAGAAUAGGAGCUACCGCGACCUCCCCAUCCGAUACGCCGACUUCAGCCCACUGCACCGCAACGAGAUCUCGGGCGCGCUCAGCGGCUUGACGCGCGUGCGCCGCUUCCAUCAAGACGACGGUCACAUCUUUUGCCGGCCGAUCCAGAUCCGCGAGGAGGUGUUCAAGACGCUCGACUUCAUGAAGACGGUUUACGGUGCGCUGGGACUGGAUUACUUCGAUUUCGCGCUGUCGACGCGGCCGGCGGACCAUUACAUUGGCACAGAUAGCGAGUGGGAGCGGGCGGAGGGGCAGCUGCGCGAUGCGCUGGAGCAGGCCGGGCUGAAGUAUACCAUUAAGGAAGGGGACGGCGCUUUCUACGGUCCCAAGAUCGAUGUUAUGCUCCACGACUCUCACGGGAAGUCGCACCAGGCUGGCACAAUCCAGCUUGACUUCCAGCUUCCGCAGAGAUUCAACCUCGAGUACCAAGCGCCGGCGCCCAAGUUGGAGGCUCAGGGAUUGCCGUUGGAGCAGGCAGACCCAGCUGAGCUCGAGGCUUACGGGCCAGUCACACCCGUCAUGGUCCACCGUGCCAUCUUGGGCUCAGUUGAGCGUCUGAUGGCGCUGCUGAUUGAGGAGUACAAGGGCAAAUGGCCCUUCUGGCUGAACCCCCGUCAAUGUGCUAUUCUGACGCUGAACGACACGGAGCCCGUGGUCCAGUGGGCGUCCGACAUCAAGGAUGUUCUGACGGGACACGACCGCGUGAGGGAUUCCAACAACCCGAGACAACCCCGUCCGACGGGUUUCGCGGUUGAGGUCGACGCAAGCCCACGGCCGCUGGCGAAGAAGCUGGCGGAGGCGAGAGAGAAGGGAUUCGGCGUCAUCGCCGUGGUGGGGAAGCAAAAUGUCCAGAACGGGACCGUGACCGUCGAUGUCAGCGAGCGGCCGUCUAGCAAGGAGACCGGCGGCAAGAAGAAGGCUCGUGACGACAUGUCGCCCGUGGAUUUGCGCGAGAAGAUGCAGGAAAUGGUGGCGACGUACCAAUAG